Molecule: messenger RNA, 354 nt
Organism: Phytophthora infestans T30-4
Lineage: Eukaryota; Oomycota; Peronosporomycetes; Peronosporales; Peronosporaceae
Exons: 2
Coding region: 1-354 (117 amino acids)
Source: RefSeq, a predicted model, not a curated record
AUGUUACAACAAGAGAGUAAGAGUUUGCACGCGAGCUUACAGUCAUUGCAGAGUGACUUUGACGACCGCUCUCAAUUCAUUCGUGGAGAUUUUGCGUGGCGCAAACAAAUCACUGCUUUCCACGACCGACUUCAAGAUGUACUCACGAACCAGCUCAACGAUGUCGCCACCAAUGUCAGUAAACAUGCUGCACACGUAGCAGAUAGUUUGGCGCAGACUCUGGCCAAGGUUGAGCGCGAUGGGCAACGUGCUGUCCACCAGCACGAGCAGAUAGGAGAGGCGACGUUACGUCGAGUGCGCACCGCCUCGACCAAGGAGGUAGAGCGGGUAGCGCGAUUGGAAAACGCCAGUUAA